Messenger RNA from Symsagittifera roscoffensis, 3894 nucleotides. RefSeq names its product MYND-type zinc finger-containing chromatin reader ZMYND8-like. The record is from RefSeq and is a predicted model, not a curated record. The transcript has 9 exons. The coding region runs from base 273 to 3656 and encodes 1127 amino acids. Gene Ontology annotation, molecular function: protein binding; transcription corepressor activity. Gene Ontology annotation, cellular component: cytoplasm; nucleus. Lineage: Eukaryota; Metazoa; Xenacoelomorpha; Acoela; Convolutidae.
AUCACAUGCAAGAAAACGCGCGUUUCUCAUUCGUUGAAAUUGCGUGCCGAAUAAGGAUUAAUUUGUUAACAAAAGAGAAGCAUUUUGUUUCGUUUCAACAACAAAUCAGCUAUAGUCGUACACCAUUGAAAAUAGUUCCAUCAACUUUUUGAAAAUUUCGCCAUCUUUUGGCCCAGCUGAAAAAUUGCAUAUCCAGUCGAGUCGAGAAAUACAGUUUCACACGAUACGCCAAUGAUCACUGUACCUGAAAUCAUGCAAUCUAACUAACUGAAAUGAAGGAAACUGAUAUUUUGGGGGAGGGGUCGAAUGAACCAAAUCAACCAGGUUCGGAUGAAAAUUCCAUGUCUUUGGCCGAAUUUCCGGGUGAUAUAACUCCAUCCAUGCUGGAGUCUCCAAACUUAGAUGAUUUCUUGCAGGAGUCGCCCAAAACCACGGAUAACCAAAACACUUCAAUAGACCAUUCUAAAAGUUCUGAUGUCAUAGAUCUGAACUCUACGCGGUCGCCAUUAGAUGAGAAUGAAACAUCGGCCAAUAAUGACGUUGAUAGCUCCGAUAAAGUAACAAAAAGUAAACCAGAUGAAAGUAACGAUGAUGCAGUCCCUACUGAAACCAACGAAGAGGAAGAGGAUGAUUUUGACAUCAUGAAAGAGUUAGACAGCAGUGAGAGUGAGAGAAGAGGGGGCAAGCCGAAGGACAUAGCCUGUUGGCAGUGUCAUCAGGAGCUGGUGGACUUCAGCUGCAGUUUGUGUCCUAGGGGCUUCCACUUGGUCUGCAUGGAAAGCGGGACUGCAGGAGGGGGACCUGACUGGAUCUGUCCCAUUUGUGAGAAAGUAUCUGACGCAGAGUGUGUAGACUCGCCCACAAACCUGCCCGAGUACAUCAGCCAGGAGACACUUUGUCUCAUGUUGAAGUUCGCCAUCACCAACUGCAGACCAAAGGUCAACGACCUCUUCCACUUCCCAGUCAGUCUGGAACACUUCCCCACCUACCCAAACUUCGUCAUCAACCCCAUGGACCUCGCCACUCUAGAGCAGAACUGCAAGGACAUGAAGUACUACAGCACGACUGCAUUCGUGGCAGACGUGGAGUGGAUCUACCACAACUCGUGCGUCUUCAACUCCCCACUCAACCCCAUAUCCAAAGUGGCCAAACGGGCAGUCGUACACCUCAAAAACGAAGUGGAGAUAAUAGAAGUGUGUGCGAACUGCUAUGCGAAUCAUCUAUUGUCCAAUGGCUUCUCCCAGCUGUGCAGAGAUGCACCCCACGAGCCAGUGUGGGCCAAAGUGUCCGGAUACCCCUACUGGCCAGCCAAGGUCAUUCGGGAGAAAGCAAUGCAGGUGGAAGUGCUCUUCUUCGGAGACCACGACAGGGCAUGGUUACCCAAAAACAAAGUACUCAGGAUGUCCAAAUCUCUCCCUGAAGCUGUCAAACAUAAUCAGAAAGCAUUCGAAGUGUCAAUGGAGGAACUUAAAGACUACUGCGACAACCUCCAGCUGGUCACAAAUUUCAAGUUUUCACCUCAUCGAACCAGUUUUACAGGCGAGAACAAAAUCAGCAGAGUCCAACCAUCCAGAACUAGAAGGCUGAGUAACUUUGAGUACAAUUUCGAUGAUUCAAAAAUGUAUAUCAAGUCCGAACCGGAAUCAUCAGCCGAUUCAGCUAAUGAAGAUUUGGAAUCUGAUGCAGAAGGACUUCCUGCUCAAGUGAUCAUCAAAGAAGAACCUCUGGAUAAUAGCGGAACGUUCCAGAAUCUUUCGCUGGACAUUCCGAGAACAUCGUCUAGUAGUACUUCUGCCAGAAGUCCUAGUCUCCAGAGGACGCGGAACUCAAUUUAUUCGAGAAGCGGGAAAGACAUCGAUUUCGAAGUGGAUAAUUUUGACAUGAGAUUCCAUUUAUUGACAACAACAGUUAACAACUCUUCCGACCUGAACACUUUCAACCAUUCUCUGGAAAAAGACUGGACUUCGGACGAUGAAAAUUCUUCGAGCAGCGCUGAUCAAACGUAUGAUUUAGACAAAAUUGUCAGUGUGGUCCAAGAUCGGUAUUCCAAAAAGGAAGUGUCAAAUACUAAUGUCACUGGAAACAGCAGUAGCAGUUUUCUGGCUCCGAGCACUAGUAGUUACCCUGCAUCACCAACAGGGAUGCCUCAUGCGAGUAAGAGUGUGAAUUCAUGGCUGGCAGCGCGUAAGAACUCACUGCCUACCAUGGUCCAAUGCAAUAUUCUUGCUAUGCAACCUCCUUCCUCUUUCUCGAAACAAAUUAGUCCUCUCGUUCAAGGCAAUAACAAUUCGAACGCAGACAAGUUUUCUUUCACAGAUAGUCCAACACAUCGAAUGCCUUCGACGUCGAGGUUGAACAUGCAAAUUCGGCAAAGUUUGGAACCAAUUUCACCAAAUAUGCCUGCAGCUCAUUUUGUUCCUAUUUCAAGUAAUCAGCAAACCUGGACAUCCAAUGUACCUCAACUAGGAUUUGACCAAAAUGGAGGUAAUAUGAUGAACGUGUUUGGAGCUCCGAAUGCGAACACAUGUCCAGGAAUUACAACGAACCAUCAGAUUGCAGUUUCGUCUGGAGGGUUUGUGAUUCCUGUUUCGUCUUUACAGCAACAAGAUACCACCAGCAGUCAAUUGCGAAAGCGACUGAAUGAGGAGGGAGGACUUAGGCACUCACCUGAUUUGGGACCCCAACCUCCGACCAGACCCCGCUUGGAAGUAAAAGGCACUCCUAAUGUCGAGGCUCAAUUGCAGGGUAGUCUGGCCGAAGCAAAAAUAGUUGACAAAGUAACUGAAAAGCUCAAUGAUUCCUUGCAAACAAUGGUGGAGUCUUUUCUUUCGAAUCGCAUCAACAAUAACGUGGAAUCCCCUACGACUAAAGUGUCUUCAGACAAAGACUCCGCUGAAUGUAGUGGUGAACUGAAAAGGAAAAUUGCGUCUCUUGAAGCUGAGCUGCAAUUGACGAAACAACAGAAGAAGGUUGAUGUGAUGGAGUUGUGUGGGUUCUACGAGUACCUCUUGGCAGAGGCCAAGUACGGGGCCGAGGUAGCAUUCAAACACGAGUUUGAGAAGUUCAAAGACAAGACAGUAAAAGAAAUCAAAAGCCGCCAAUGGUGUUCUGUGUGCAAAAAAGAAGCGUUCUACAACUGUUGCUGGAACACCAGCUACUGCAGUUGUGAGUGUCAGAAGUUACACUGGGCCACCCAUUCUGCCACCUGUUCACACCUGCCCCAGUCACAGCCCAACCCGAGCCCAAUCCCCAUUUUGAACCAGCCCCAAAUCAACCCAACUCCUUCAUCUGCAUCGUCUGCGAUCACACCUGGAUGGACCCACGUGACCUCUGUGGUGAUUCCAUCUGUCACCAGGCCUCACCCUAACUUACACAGUGCUUCCAAGCCGAAUUCCUCUGAGGGUCUCAGUGGCCCAUCUGUCCGGUUUUUAAACCAGCAACAUUCAUCAUCGGUUUUGAGUUCUACAAACAUGAUCGGCUCAAUGCAAAGCAACCCUACUCACAGCAAUGUCAUAGUGAGCAACCCGUCUUUCAAUCCGAACUCCACAAUUGGCAGAGUUCGACCUAAACUUUUGAAUUCUACAGCAGUGAGCCAGUUUAAAACCCCCAAAAUACAAAAAGUGAUGUCACUUGCUUCGAAUCAAGCUGAAUUUUAGAAUGAAAUUGAUAUAAAACUGGAAAAAACUCGAAUCGGAGAGCUGAUUUUAACCUUUACUCUAAUCAGAAGUACAGUCUGAAAGUUAUGAGUUUAUAUUGAAAGUAUCGUAGCAUUCCAUGCAUUUAAAAUGAUGAAUGUGUAUAUUUUGGUUUUCGUUCGCAUAUGUUUCCAUGCUUAUCUUUCGUUACUUUAAUUUUCACAGAAUUGAAUUUUGUUUUCUCUGAAUUAAUUUAAAU